CUGCUGGAGACAGCGUACUCGCGGCAGCACCCGUCCUAUCAUUUCUGAUCGAAGGCUCGGCGAUCCCCCUUAGGAGGCAACGAAGGGCCGGAGGAAGCGCCGAGCGCUUCUCCUCCACGUCCCUUGGCCACCCCGCCGGAGAGAAAUGGUCCGCCCCGUCGCGCGCUCCCUGCUCCCGCGGUUCGGAGGCUGCCUGGGAGGUGGGGGAAGGGCGAGGGAGACCCCGGGCCUUGGAGGGGCGCCUGAGGCCGGCAGCGGCUGAGGCGGCUCUGGUGCCUCCUCUCCAGCCACCCAGCCGGGCAGGACCAUGGCGAAGGAGGAGGAGGAGCCGCAGCAGCAGCGGCAGGAAGGGGGCGAGCUGAAGGUCCCUGAGGAGAUGUUCAAAGAUGUCAAGUUCUUCGCCGUGGGAGACCUCGACCCCCAGGUUAUUCAGUUUUUGAAAGAUGGGAAGGCAAAGGAAGUUUCUUAUAAUGCUCUGGCGUCGCACAUCAUUUCAGAAGAUGGAGACAAUCCAGAAGUCAGUGAAUCUCGUGAAGUCUUUGAUCUUCCAGUAGUAAAACCUUCUUGGGUGACUUGGUCAGUUCGAUGUGGAGCUCUUCUGCCAGUAAAUGGUUUCUCUCCAGAAUCCUGUCAGUUAUUUUUUGGAGUUGCUGCUUGUCUAUCUCAGGUUUCCUCUGAAGACCGGAGUAUGCUGUGGGCAUUGAUUACUUUUUAUGGUGGGGAAUGCCGGCUGAGCCUCAAUAAAAAAUGCACUCAUUUGAUUGUGCCUGAACCAAAAGGGGAAAAAUACGAAUGUGCAUGUAAGCGAGAGAACAUUAAGAUUGUGACACCAGACUGGGUUCUAGAUUCUGUAUCUGCUAAAACCAAAAAAGAUGAGACUUCCUAUCAUCCUCGCUUAAUUAUAUAUGAGGAGGAAGAAGAGGAGGAAGAGGAAGAAAAUGAAGAGCAAGAUUCUCAAAAUGAAGGUAGUACAGAUGAAAAGUUGUCAAGUCCAGCAUCUUCUCGAGAAGGGUCACCUUCAGGUGAUCGAGCCUUUUCUCCUAAAUCUAUUGAUGCUGACAAAACAAAAGGAGAACUGAUGUUUGAUGACUCAUCAGACUCAUCUCCUGAAAAGCACGAAAGAAACUUGAACUGGACACCUGCUGAAGUUCCACAGACGGCGGCAGCAAAGCGCAGGUUGCCAUCAGGCAAGGAUUCUGGAUUGAUAAACCUGUGCGCCAAUGUGCCACCUGUCACAGACAAUAUUUUGUCCUCUGAAAUCAGAAGUAACAUAAUGGCUUCAGUGCAGAAUCCCCAAAGUUCUGGGCGUCCUGAAAUGAUGGCUGCAUGGAGUCCUGCAGUACGGACAUUAAGAAAUAUUACUAAUAAUGCUGAUAUUCAGCAGGUUAAUAGGCCAUCAAAUGUAGCACAUAUCUUACAGUCACUUUCUGCACCUACGAAAACUUUGGAGCAACAGGUUAACCAUAGCCAGCAGGGACAUGCAAACGCGGUAUUGCUUAGCCAAGUUAAACUCACUCCAGAAACACACUUACUGCAGCAGCAGCAGCAGCAUCCAUCGCAGCAGCACCAACCGCAGCAGGCGCAACAGCCGCCGCCGCAGCACCACCCACUCUUGCAUCUCCAGCCCCAACAAAUCAUGCAGUUGCCGCAGCCGCCGCCGCCACAGCCGCCCCAGAUGCCUCAGCAGCCCUUCGCACAGCCGCCUCAUCAGUUUGCACAGCAGCAAGUUCAUCAGCACCAGUUUACCCAGCAGCAGCUGCACUCCCAGCAGCUCCAGUUCCCUGCCCAGCAGCUGCAUUCCCAGCAGCAGAUGCAUCGCCCGCAGCAGCAGUUUCAGCAGUCCACAGCUGUGCAGUUUCAGCAGCAGCAGCAUGCCUUGCAGCAGCAGCUCCAGCAGCUCCAGCAGCAGCAGCUCCAGCAGCAGCAGCUGCAACUCCAGCAGCAAAACCUUCAGCAGCAGUUACAACAGCAGCAUCAGCAACAACAGAUUCAACAGCAACAGUUGCAGCAGCAGCAUUUGCAGCGCAUUCAGCAGCAGCAACAAAUGCAAAAUCAGGCAUCACAACACUUGGCUCAAGCAUCUCAGGCACUGCAGCAUCAGGUUCCAGUUCAGCCACCACAGCAUCCCCAGCAGCAGCCACAACUGCAGCAGCAGCAGCUCUUCGGACAUGAUCCCUCUGUAGAAGUUCCAGAAGACUAUUUCUUAUUGGGUUGCGUAUUUGCAAUUGCUGAUUACCCUGAGCAGAUGUCUGAUAAACAGCUACUGGCAACGUGGAAAAGGAUAAUCCAGGCACAUGGUGGUACAGUAGAUCCUACACUCACAAGCCGAUGUACACAUCUUCUCUGUGAAAGUCAGCUUAGUAAUAUGCAUGUUCAGGCUUUGAGAGAAAAGAAGAGAUGUAUCACUGCACACUGGUUGAACUCAGUCCUGAAAAAGAAGAAAAUGAUACCGCCUCAUCGAGCUCUUCAUUUUCCAGUAGCAUUUCCAGCAGGAGGGAAACCAUGUUCUCAACAUAUAAUUUCAGUGACAGGUUUUGUCGAUAGUGACAGGGAUGACCUCAAGCUGAUGGCGUACCUAGCAGGUGCAAAGUAUACAGGCUACCUUUGUCGCAGCAACACAGUUCUCAUCUGUAAAGAGCCUAGUGGCUUAAAAUAUGAGAAAGCCAAAGAAUGGAGGAUACCAUGUGUGAACGCACAAUGGCUCUGUGAUAUAUUACUUGGAAAUUUUGAUGCUCUGCGGCAGAUACAGCACAAUCGCUAUACAGUAUUUAAUCUUCAAGAACCACUUGCUCCCAAUCAGCAUCUCAUUCUAAAUCUUCUCGAUGCUUGGAGGGUUCCGUUGAAAGUAUCACCAGAACUUCUGACGGGUGUGAGAUUACCGCUUAAACCAAAGCAAAAUGAAGCAGUAGUUCAGCCUUCAACCAAGCGGCCAAGAAUUGAAGACUUGCCAGCGCCUACUAAGAAAUUGACGCCAGAAUUGACACCAGUGGUGCUCUUUACAGGAUUUGAGCCUACACAGGUGCAUCAGUACAUCAAGAAACUAUACAUUCUUGGGGGCGAAGUAGCAGAAUCUGCCCAGAAAUGCACUCACCUUAUAGCUAGUAAAGUGACACGUACCGUGAAAUUCCUAACAGCAAUUUCAGUUGUAAAACAUAUAGUAACCCCUGAAUGGUUAGAAGAGUGUUUCAAGUGCCAGAAGUUUAUAGAAGAGCAGAGCUACAUUCUCAGAGAUGCAGAAGCUGAAGUUCUUUUCUGUUUCAGCUUAGAGGAGUCACUAAAGCGAGCUCAAGUGGCACCACUCUUUAAGGGAAAGUACUUCUAUAUCACACCUGGAAUAUGUCCUAGCCUUUCCACCAUGAAAUCUAUUGUGGAAUGUGCAGGGGGAAAGGUAUUGUCCAAACAACCUUCCAUCCGAAAACUAAUGGAACACAAACAAAAUAAAAGCUUGUCAGAGAUUAUCCUCAUCUCUUGUGAAAAUGAUCUUCACUUAUGUCGAGAAUACUUCGCCAGAGGCAUAGAUGUCCACAAUGCAGAGUUUGUUUUGACUGGCGUUCUUACUCAAACACUGGAUUAUGAUUCAUAUCCUUCCAUAAGCUAGCUAAAACAUUAUAGUGAUUUUUGCAAAAAUAGAAGUCUCCCUUAAACAUGUUUUGUUCUCAGCAGUUGUCAAAAUUUGCGGAACUGAUUUGGUUUAUAUGGAGUAUCUAAUAAUGCCAGAUUGUUGUGGCCUUAUUGAUCGACAAUUAACCCAUGUCUGUAGAGGUGCACUUGACCACCGUUUUGAAUAAGAAACUUCCAAUGAGGAUGAUCAGGGGAUUGUGACAUAGAAUGUGCAACUUGAUACCAUGGAUUAAUCAAUUGUUAACAACCCACAUUUCCAACUGCUAAUCAAGAGAUAAGUGUGGGUUGUUUCAUGCUUCAGAAACCCAUGUUGGUUGUUCUCACAGAUCUCCAGCAACUCCCAGUCACUGAUUGGGGGAUGCAUAUUGUUGUUGUUUUUGAGUUCCUUUGAAUUUCUGGGCGUACUUCUAGAGGAGACUUAGAUAACCUUUGUUGGUUAAUAUACUUGCAAAUAUUCUUGAAGUGGUCAAAAUAACCAAGAAUAAUUUAAAAUAAUAAUACAAUAAUACAAGUGUUAAAAAUGUUGAGGUGCCAGUGGCCAAAAAAAGCAAGAGUAGAAGAGAAAUGCCAGCUUAAAGAGGAUUUUCUUAAAUUGGUGUGUCGACUUGUUCAGUAAGGAUGCCAGGCGGAUCUCCCUGAGAGGGAAAGAUGGGAGGCCUCUGUAGAAAAAGCUUCAGGUAGCCGUUCAUCACACCAUUGCGGGCAGUGGCACCCAGAAUUGCUCUGCAGUGGCAGUAUGUCUCUGAAAUUAGUUGCCAUUAGACAAACUUCUAAGAAGGCCUUGCAAACAUAUUGCUUCAUUCUGGCAUUGUCUACUAUGAUUGUCUUUGUUCUGGUUUAUCAUUAUUAAUAUCGUCCCAUUUUUAUGCUGAACUAUUACUACUGCCCUGAGAAGCCGUGAAGUUGACCAAGAAAUAUUUCAACCAAGAAAUAAGAAUGAGAGCCUCUGAAGGCAAUCUUAGCAAUUGGGUAGGACCAUAUGGGAGAAAGCACUGCAUCAGGUGGACUGUUCCUAAACGAUUGAAGGCGGUAAGCAUCUUGGGCCUUGAUCACAUUUAGCAAUUGGAGAAAUUAAGUGUCCGUAACCCCACCACAAAAUGGCUGCUGAGGAGCGGGAGGAGGCAUAGCUAAGGAUUGGUGACCUUGUCUUCCUAUUGAAAAAUUCGAGUAUGAAACAGAAGGGUGGGAUGUGGGCCCCGAAACACUAAAGUUCUGUGAGCCACAGGUUUUAGCACAAAGAGUAACUAAUUGCACAGCAGUAACAGCUCUGGUAAGAAAUGAAUUCAUUAAUUUUAAAAUAAGUGGGACUGUUGGAGAACUUUGGCAGGCACCAGGUAAGUUUCCAAGAUGAUUGUGGUGCCCAUGAGCUCCAUGUUGCCUACCCUUUUCAGAAUUCUUUGUUAUGGCUGUCACUUGUAAUUUAGUUUGACGCACGGCAGAUCAUCCGAAUCAAAUUAUUUCGUAGAAUUGCUGUUGUUGAGUGUUGAAAGUAUUUCCUUCCUCUUGAAACAUAUAUUUUAAUAAAUAUAAUCCAAAAAAACACAUCAGAUUAUGUCCUGGCAUUUGGUUCAUAACAGCAGUAAAACAACAUUGCAUAGUCUAGGAACAGAUUAUCUUCCGUGGCGCCCAAUAGGCAACAUUUUACCUUUCUCUUGUUCUACAGCAGCCUGUACACGUUUCAGUCACUAGCUUUUUCCUUAACAAAAGUCUACAUAUAAAUUUACUUGACUGGGGGUGAAAUGCCUUAACUGGCUUCAAACUCGUGGAAGCCUCCGUUCAAGCUUUUCCAGCCUGCAGAUCCAUUAAUCAGUACUUCCCCGAGUUCUCGUUUUCCAACUGUUUUGCCAAAGGGCAAGGAACAGUUCAAUGCAGGAGAACAAACAUUUACUGCAUCUGUUUAAGAUGUGUAACCUUUUAUUAUUAAAACAUAAUUAACUAUGUUUUUGUAUUAUAUUGCAGACUAGAGAGAGCUUACUUUUUAUAUUGCAAAUUACUUUUUUGAUUUUUUUAAAGUUAACAACUGGUGGUACAAAAUCCAAAUUUAACUGUAAAGAGAAAAGGGCUUGUGGUACAUUUAAAUUAUGGAAGAAAAUAUUUUGUACUUUAUUAUUCUGGUUUUAUAUUGAUUCUAUUCCAGUUUUUAAAUAAAUAUACUUUUAAAUAAUUUUUCUUUAAAAUUUAAUUGUGUUUUUUAAAUGUCGUGCAAUUAUGGCACUCUCUGGUAAGAGUAAAUUACUCUAAUUAUUCCAAAUGCUGUAAGAUAUUCUUCCAUUUAUUUUACCAGGUGUGUUUUAAUAUUAAAAGCCAAUAUUUUAAACAGAAUUUAUUGUUAAUGUUCUGUGUGUUUCUACUGAAGUUAGCUUAAACUCACCUACAAUGCAUUCUCUUGUAAUUUUUAUGAAAUAAAUAUGUAAAAAAGAAUUCAUGGAUAGUUAUUUUAUCCAAGGUGAAUUGCUCUUGCAGAAUACUACUGUGUAUAGUUAAAUCUGUUUAAUGAUUAAUAGACUACUCAUUAUUUAAAAGCUAAUCAAACUACUGUUUCAGUAAGAACAAGUGGCUAUCAUUGGCUCCCAAGAUUCUUCUGUACAACUGACAAAAAUUGGUUAAAAUUCUAAGUAUUGGUGUCCUU
This is a messenger RNA of Varanus komodoensis (Komodo dragon), 6250 nucleotides long. RefSeq names its product PAX interacting protein 1 (gene PAXIP1). NCBI's taxonomy places the organism in Eukaryota, Metazoa, Chordata, Lepidosauria, Squamata, Varanidae. The record is from RefSeq and is a predicted model, not a curated record. Gene Ontology annotation, biological process: positive regulation of transcription initiation by RNA polymerase II. Bases 308 to 3598 code for a protein of 1096 amino acids. The transcript is spliced from 20 exons. Gene Ontology annotation, cellular component: nucleus.